AUAGCUUUUCUAUUACUUCAUCAAAAAGAUUUUCUGCCUAAAAUGGCAGAGAUUUCUGAGUGAAACCAACCCAAAGUCAAUACCAAAAUACAGACUCCCAAAUCCUACAAGAUUUGUUCAUAACAACCCCAGCUAUUUUCCAUCUUUUAUCUUGGGUGGACUCAAAUUAAAGUUUGGAUUUUUAUCUAUUUUGCAUUGGAGUUUGUGAAAAAAAUGAGUCUAGAGGUUGAACAUGAUUUGGCAAGAGGAGAAUGAGAGUUGGUACAGGUGUAAUCUUGUCCAAAAUCCCAUAAUCAGUUUGUUGAGUUUUGAUUUGAAUAAUAAAAAAGGUGUCAGGAUUAAAUAUUCUAUAAAUGUGUCAGCUUCCGUGAAGCCAGAGGGAGAGAGAGUAAAAUUUACAGAGACUUUUGUUUGCUUUUUUUGAAUUUGAGGAAGGUUUGUUCUUGAGUAAUUUUCAAGUUGGAAACAUGGGGAAAGCUACGAGGUGGCUGAGAGCGCUGCUUGGAAUGAAGAAAGGGAAAGAAAAGGAGAGGAAUCGGUGGAGCAAAGAUUCCGCCGGAUUGAAGGAUAUUCCGGCCGUAGACGCCGCGUGGCUGAGAUCUCUGAUCGCCUCAUCGGAGAAGGAGCAGACCAAUCACGCGAUUGCAGUUGCCGCCGCCACCGCUGUGGCAGCGGAUGCCGCCGUCGCCGCCGCGAAGGCUGCGGUGGCGGUGGUCAGGCUCACCGGCGGCGGCGGCGGCGGCGGGAGAGAGAUAUUUGCUGCCAUCAAGAUCCAGGCUUCUUUUAGAGGCUUUUUGGCCCGAAAAGCACUGAGGGCUCUGAGAGGGCUUGUGAAGUUACAAGCACUUGUUAGAGGCUAUCUUGUAAGGAAACGAGCUGCCGCGACUCUGCAUAGUAUGGAGGCUCUUAUUCGGGCCCAGGUCCUUGUUCAGGCCCGAAGGGCCCGUAGGAUAACAAGCAAGCUCCUGCCCGAUGCCCCGUCCCGAAAAUCCAUGCAGGAGAGAAGUGAAUUAAUUCAAAGCAAGAGGUUUCCCGCUUGUUUUGAUCCACCUGGCGAAAGCCUGAAAAUAGUCGAGAUCGACACCUGUCGGGUCGAAUCGAGGUCUAGGAGAAUGAGCAACGAUGAUCACUCUAUGUCUUCCCCUAAGAAAUACGUUCUUGAUCAUCAAGAUUUUGACUGGGGAUUCGUCCCACAAGGAUGCAAGUCUGUGACCGCACACAACACACCGAGGUUUGGUUGCUCGGGCCGGGCCAUGAUCGUCCCAGAAGAAUGCAAUUCCUCGAAUGGUUUUUUGGGCCGGGCCACCACACCUGCCAAGAGCGUGUGUGGUGACACUUUCCUCGGGCCAUACUCGAACUGCCCCAACUACAUGAUGAAAACGCAGUCGUUCAGGGCGAAGCUGAGGUCCCAAAGCGCCCCAAAGCAAAGGCUCGAACCCGGCCCGAGGAGACGGAUGUCGUUGAAUGAAAUAGUGGGAUCAAGAAAGUAGCUUCACCGGUGUUGGAAUGCAGGGGUCAUGUAUUAAGGUCGAAGAAGAUUUUGAGCUUUAGUGUGUGUUUUUAUGUGUGCUUUAAUGUUGAAGUUUGUCUAUGGGAUGGAACUAACAUAGAUUUUGUGUGUUGGUUUCUUUUCCUUUGGUUCGCUGUGACAAUAGAUAGAAUUUAAAUGUAUAAAUCAAUGUUGACUUCACUCUCCACUAACGUUACUUCUAUUAUUAUUUUUUCUUUUUUAUUUUA
Salvia splendens (bonfire salvia) is the source of this 1737-nucleotide messenger RNA. Its product is annotated as protein IQ-DOMAIN 25-like. Lineage: Eukaryota; Viridiplantae; Streptophyta; Magnoliopsida; Lamiales; Lamiaceae. Bases 468 to 1490 code for a protein of 340 amino acids. The transcript has 4 exons. The record is from RefSeq and is a predicted model, not a curated record. Gene Ontology annotation, molecular function: protein binding.